Molecule: messenger RNA, 3952 nt
Organism: Mugil cephalus (flathead mullet)
Lineage: Eukaryota; Metazoa; Chordata; Actinopteri; Mugiliformes; Mugilidae
Gene: aftphb
Product: aftiphilin b
Exons: 7
Coding region: 176-2089 (637 amino acids)
Biological process (GO): intracellular transport
Cellular component (GO): AP-1 adaptor complex; trans-Golgi network membrane
Molecular function (GO): clathrin binding
Source: RefSeq, a predicted model, not a curated record
UAUUUCCUACACCGUUUUGUGGGAGCACAGUGAGAGGUCAUCACUUUUCGAGCUGCCUUUGUAAAUACCUAUGGAAGAAUGGUGCGGGGCGGAGGUGAUGGAGAAGAAGGCUGACAGACGAGCCAAGUGAUCCCCCGUUGGUACAUGAGGCCUUCAGGUGCUGCUAGGAGAAGCCAUGGAGCCAGACAUCAUUCCCUUGCACUCCUCCUCCCCACCUCCACUGGACGAUGACACCGAUGGGGAAGUGGGAUUGGAGGACGACGAGUUUGGAGAUUUCGGGGGAUUUUCUGUUGAGAAGCCUUGCUCCCCUCUCGGCUUUGCUGAUGCUACUGAGCCAUGUCGCGUAAAAGACCCGGUUGAACGAGCCCAACCUACAUCCACUUUGAAGUUGGAGUCGAGAAAGGUUCAGGAAGGCCAGGACUGUGAUGCAGAACCUUGUUCGCGCCUCACAAAUGGAUAUGCUGAAAGAGGCCAUGACACUCAAGCACAUAGUGCUUCUAUAGUGGGGGCUUCCUCUCCGCAGGAGGAAACGGGGUUUGCUGAUUUCACUGUGUUCACCGAGCAGACAGCACACCCCUGGUGCUGUGGUUUGUCUCCCAUGGGCAACACAGAGCAGUGGGGCGGAAACGCUAGAGGGACAAACACCAGCUUGAAUGAACAAAUCUGUGAUUCCGGACAGGAAGUUAUUAUGGAAUCUGAGCCCAGACCCCGUUGUGAAAAUGUCCACACUAAGGUCAAGCACUGUGAGAAACGAGAUGCAGCACUUGUGCAACCACAUCAGGACAACUAUGAGACUCAGGAAGCUGCAGCAGCUUUGGAUUUUCCAUCUGGUGAGGAGGAGCGAGGCAAAGAUGCUCGGAGGGAAUGGAGUUUUAAUCCUCUGCAAACCUCUAAGGAUGAUGAGACAGAAGAUCGAGAUAGAAGUACGUAUGAGCUCGCUUCAGAGGACCUGGCAUCUCUCUGUGAUGAUUUGUCAUUUGAGGGUGUCUCUGCAGACCUGGAGCCAAAUGUUUCAUCCCUUGCUUCUCAAGACAAUGAGAGCGAAUGGGACCGGACUGAUGAUGAGGAUGAGAAAGUGGGACCCUACAGAUAUUCUGACUCAUGUGUUAACAGCAGUAUGGUAAACCCCAGCCAGUCUGAGCCAGAGAAGAGCGUUCAUUGUAACCAAUAUGCGACUCAGGGAACCUCCUCUACCUCCAACCCGACUGAAGACAGGUUUGCUGACUUCGCUGACAGUUCUCCUGAGCGUCGCAGGGACCAAGAACAAACAGCUGAUGCAGCCGUGCAGAGUCUAGGAAACCUCCCACCGAGCGACAGCUUCGCAGACUUCUGCUCAGCACCCACCCAGGAGGAUGGAGAAGGAUCAUGGGCGGAGUUCAAGGACCAGAGUGCACAUGAGGAAGGAAGAACUUGGACACAGUUCAGAGAGCCAGUCAGCAGCCUGCAGCGUGAUGGGGGUACGGAGGAGGAGGAAUAUGAAAAUGGAGGUAGCAGGAAGAACAGCUGUCAGGCUUCCCUGUCCUGCCGUGUCCAGCAGCUCCUGUUGGCCACAUUCCCAGAGGUGGAGGUCCCAGCUGUGGAAGGUGAGGAGGAGCUGCUCAGUCUCUGUGCUUUGCUUCAGCCCUGCCAUCUCCCUGAGACCAAAGAGGCGAUACCAGGACCCAACGGUGCUCAGUGGAUUCAGCAGGGGUUGUUCUGGCCACAGCAGGACAUUCACAGUGCAGUUGGGCUCCAGUUUCAGUGGGGGGGAUCUUAUACUAACAGGACUCUGCUCAGGUGCCUUGGCGUAAACACAAGGAACAUUGUGUUUGUAGGCAAGAAGAAGCAGCCUGUGACCGUGCCUGCUUUUGCAUCCGACCUGGGAAUGCUUGAGCCCACCAAAGACUCUGUGCCAGCUGUGUGUUCUCCAAGACAUUCAGCGGUCACAACACAAGCACCUGCAACGCCUCUGGACACACCUGAUCCCUCAACACUUUCAGCGCAGGAGGAGCUACCUUCCAGCCAGCUGGGGUGGGUCAGCCGUGGCCUUAGCAGCUCUCAGGACGGUACGUCCCCUCGCCGAGCCCCCCACUUCUGGGGAUGGAAGUAGACUACCAACCAUCCCAUUCAUGGCUUCUGUUAAUAAGCCAAAAACUUUUGAGAGUUUCCUCUGGACCCUUUGCCUCCUCCAGGCCAUGUGCUGCUUCUUUGAAUCCUCCCUGUGUUUCCCCUCUUUUGCUAACGAUGACCACAACGUUCUGUUGUUGUCAACAGUCUCAAAACUGGAGUUUCAAAGUAAUACAGAUGGUCAUACAAACAGUAAAAAUAUGAAUUUCUCUGAAUUGUUUCAAAACCAUCACACGGGAAGCACUGUGUUGCCCCCCUUUCCCUCUUUUUCGCCUUCUGUGGUGUCUUUACCUCAUCUUUACCAGAAGGAAUUUAUCUCAGUAUUUAUCGAUCCCAUUUGAGAUGACGAAAGUUCAGGAUGUUCAUCUAGAAAUGCUGCUUAAUGGUCCUGAAGUUAUUUUUUUAAACUACAUUACAAGAACUUAAAUGCUAAAUUAACACCACACUAAACACUUCCCUUGUUUGUCCUACUCUAUCAAACACGUUGGUGAGCAAGGCUCUAACGUGUGCGCAGAGUUUUGAUGGAUAUGUUUAUUCAGGGAUUAUUUUUAUUUUCAUUUUUUGUGGCCUCUGCAGAGGUUGAACACUCUUCUGUGACUUUUGACUUUAUUACACACUAAAUCUGAUAAUAUGCCACAUUUUCUGACUUUAUUUGUCUUUAACUCUUUGACAAAUAUAUUUAUUUGUUCAUAUAUAUUUGAAAAGUGUAAUUCUUUGCUCUGGAAAUUUCGCAAUUUUAAUUUGACAAGAAGCAGAAUAGACUGAGUGAGCAAGUGUGUGGUAUGGUGAACACCACUUAUAACAGGGUUAUUGCGUGUGUGGUAAUAUAAGUUUAUUUAGAGAGGGAAUCUAAACCAAAUCACAAAACAAUCUGCACCAGUUUGCGUUUAAGGGCAGUCGUUUGCUGCUGCAUGCAUUUAAAGAAGGUAGCACUAAGUUAUGCUAACAAACGCAAGUUUUUUCCAUAUAAGGAAAAUGCGAAAAGAGAAAAAACAUUGCGUGAAAUUCCCAGAAAUGAUUGUGAAGCAUGCAAGAUUAAACUUUGCUCUUGAGCUAGCAGAUAUAUACACAUGUAUGUAUCUAAGAAUGGACAUGGCAGCUGAGAAACUUGAUUUCUAAAUAUCUGCUCUAAUAUCUAAAUAAAACUUUUGCUGAGUUGAGUCCGCUGGUGUAGGCAAAAUGAACAAUGAUAAAAUUGAGCACAGCCACACUCCUUGGUUAAGAAGCCCUUUUACCCUGGUUUAUAUUCUUAGUUUUACUCUUCAUAUAUUCACAUCCACAACCCAAGACAAAGGUAUAGUGAUAAAAUGAGAAAAAAAAUGUUCAAUGUUCAAUUUAACUGCCCAAUCAGCCACUAGUACAUGAGUACUUUAUAUAUUUAUAGAUAGAUGCUUAUUGUUUGCUCCAUUUCUUUGCAUUAUUAUUUUCUUCCGCAUCUAAAUUAACGUUUUGCAGUUGUGUUUGCUCUUCCUUUUCAUUUGUUUUUAUUAUCAACCUCAUGUUCUCUCAUCCUAUAAAAUAUGAGCAGACUUGUUAGGACUGAGUGUUUGAUCCAAAGCACCUAAUUUUCAGAAAAUAAUCACCAUUUUCCAGGUGUUUCUACAGCAUUUCUGUAAAUCCAGAUACAACUGUUCAUAAUGAGUUGUGCCUUUUUGCUAGCAAUCAUUUUCUAAUAUUUUUGUUUGUUUGUUUGUUUGUUUCAAAUGGUGAAAUUAUAUUUGGAUCUAUAAUUUGUCAAGCAAAAGACUGUUUUUAUUUAUUUCUUCCGAUCUACUGCUCAAAUUGAGAAUCGGUGCACUGCAUUAAGGACUCCUUGUAAAUACUGAAAUAAAUGGGUCGAUCCUUU